Molecule: messenger RNA, 3930 nt
Organism: Rhincodon typus (whale shark)
Lineage: Eukaryota; Metazoa; Chordata; Chondrichthyes; Orectolobiformes; Rhincodontidae
Gene: kdm4ab
Product: lysine (K)-specific demethylase 4A, genome duplicate b
Exons: 10
Biological process (GO): chromatin remodeling
Cellular component (GO): nucleus
Molecular function (GO): histone H3K9 demethylase activity; histone H3K36 demethylase activity
Source: RefSeq, a predicted model, not a curated record
AAAUGCCAGACUUGUUGUCAGUAGAAGAUGACCCUAUGGAGUCAGAACCAUGGGCAAAGCCACUUGCUCAUCUGUGGCAAAACCGGCCCCAGAACUUCCUUGCAGAACGAGAAUACAACUGCAUAGUGGCACAGCAGAUGCCUUACUGCUCAAUUUGUGCACUCUUCCAGUCAUACCAGGUAGAUUGUGAAGAUGGUCAGGGUUCCAGAAGUAAAAGCCAAUCGUUGGAUGUGAGCAAACCCAGAAACCAAAUGAAAAGCAAGCCAUUGGUUCCAGAGAUGUGCUUCACAUCUGGAAGUGACCAUGUAGACCUAACUCUUCCCACUUCUUAUGUGGACGAAGAUGGAAUGAGCAUUCUUGUAACAUGUGCAAAGUGCUGUGUAUGUGUUCAUGCAAGCUGCUAUGGAGUUGCUCCUGAGAAAGCAACUGAUGACUGGAUCUGUGCAAGGUGUGCAGCUAAUGCUUUGGCAGCAGAUUGUUGUCUAUGUACCCUUCGGGGAGGAGCACUUCAGAAAACCACUGACAACAGGUGGGUACAUCUGCUGUGUGCUGUUGCAGUGCAAGAGGUACGGUUUGUGAAUGUUGCAGAACGCAGCCCUGUGGAUGUCAGUCCAAUACCACCACUACGCUGGAAACUGAAAUGCUUCUACUGUAAGAAACGAAUGAAGAAGACUGGUGGUUGCUGUGUGCAAUGCUCGCAUGGCCGUUGUCCCACUUCCUUUCAUGCGACCUGCGCCCAAGCCGCUGGUGUGAUCAUGCAGCCUGAUGACUGGCCAUUUGUAGUCUUUAUCACUUGUUGCAGGCACAAAACACCCAACCAGGCAGAGCGUGCCAAAUUAGCUUUGAAUGAUAUUGAAAUUGGGCAAAAAGUCAUCUCAAAGCACAAGAAUGGACGCUUUUACCAGUGUGAGGUGGUAGGAUUGACUAAAGAAACAUUCUAUGAAGUGAAUUUUGAUGAUGGAUCCUUCAGUGACAAUUUGUAUCCAGAGGAUAUUGUGAGCCGGGACUGCCUUAGUUUGGGACCCCCUGCAGGGGGAGAGGUUGUACAAGUGAGAUGGACUGAUGGUCUGGUUUAUGGGGCCCAAUUUGUAGCAUCACAUGUUAUACAGCUCUAUCAGGUUGAAUUUGAAGAUGCAUCUCAACUAAUGGUGAAAAGAGAAGAUGUGUACACUCUUAAUGAGGAACUCCCCAAAAAAGUAAAGUCCAGGCUGUCUGUCGCAUCUGACAUGCGAUUCACUGGAAUUUUUGCAGAAGAAGAGGUUGCUCCGGUGACCAAGCGACAGCGAGUUCUGAACUCCAGAUAUCGUGGGGACUAUGUUGAGCCAUCUCUCUACCGUGCAAUUAUGGAAUAAAAUUGCUAUAAUUACAGAAACUGUUCAGAACAUGACCUAUGGAAGCCAUUGUGACAGAUUUUGGUUUUCAUAUCUGGUUGUAUUGUAGAUACGUCAAAGCAGUUGAGGUGCAGCUGAAUUCUAAUCCCUUUGGUGGCAAAACUACCAAGGGUACCUCGUUAUUCGCAACACUCCCAUUGAACUUGAAUAUUGAAUAUCAUGGGAUUCAGCAAAGCUGUUUUCAGGCGUUUUUUUGCUCAUGCUCCGGAGUCUUGCAUUUUAAACCGCAAACUAAUCAGGAUCGAGGAAUGCCUUUAAUGGAGUCUUCAGUGGGCUAGAAAUAGGAUUGCAAAAAAAAAGUCUUUCGGUUAGAUUUCAACACUAACAUCCAUGUUCAGAAUAAAAAAUGCAUUUACAUUUUAAUAUUGCUGAUCCCUGUUUGGUAAAUGUCAUUAACAUCUACAUUCAACUACCAGUUGAAACCUAUUGCAUACCUGGUCUGUUGAACAUAAAAGUACUAACUUUGAAGAUUGAUUGACGCAUGGCUGUUUAACCAUAGGCAUAGAAGCAUUCCCUCUGUAUAUAGGCUGUGAAGUUCUGGAAGUUGUGAAUGGGUUUUCACCAUAUCCAGUCAUUAGCCCAAAACUAGGGCCCUCACCGGUGCUUGAGUUAAAACUCUUAUCUGUAUUUAUAGGGGAAAUCUUAACCAUAUAGGUUGGCUGAUAUGAUUAGACACAAGGUUUUUAAAAGUUUCACCCCCAUACCUCAAAUAUAGCGGUUUAUUCAGUGUUCAUAAUGGAAAUAAACAGAAAAUUGACAUUGAAUGGUAAGUAUUAAUGAUAAAGUAGCAAAUGAUUUAUGAAUGGCCCUGCCCAAACCAAAAUCCCAGCUGCCCAAAUUGCUCUUCUAAAGAUGUCCCCAUCUUUGUGAACCUCAUGUACUGAUAGACUUGCGUGCUGUUUUUACUUGUGUCACAAAUUAUAUUUGUUUAUUCAAUGAAUUAUUAAAUUUUAUUCCAAUAUUCUUGCAAACUCAAUUGCAGUGUAAAAUGCUCCUUUCAGUUACGUUAUUGGUUUGGUGUAGACUGUAGAAACAGACACUAGACAAAUGCCACAAGAUUACUCUUUAUAUUGAAACCAUGGUGGAUGUUCCCUUUGGGCCAAAUACAAAGUUGUAUGCAAAUAUUACUAGCCAUGGUAGCUGGUUUAAUGGACUGGCUCUUUUUGAAGUUUACUAUUUCUGAUAUUUAUUGGGUUAGAUCAGUGCCAUCUGCUGUUGAGAGAUUUGGUAGAAUAAUAGAACUGAACAGGUUGUUAUCUUAAAAAUAUAGUAAAUUUAACUAUUAGACCUAGAAAAUCAGUUGUUCAGUGACUGCAUUGUGUGUUCUUAAAGUCGCAUUGCAUCUAAGUUCAUCAGUAAGACUCUUUGUUCAGUCUGAGCUACUUCUAUUUAAAAGAAGAAAUAUAAGUAAAUUUAAACUAUUUUGAACCUGUGAACAAAAAAGAAAGUUUAAUUAACCAGAAAAGAAAAUGAAAUGCUAGUACAAAAUAUAUAGUUGGCAGCCAUAAUUCAAUAUUCCUUUUCUUUCUCUAAAAAACAGCAAACUUAAAACUUUCUAAACUAUUUUUAUUCACCUUGGUUCUUUUAAGUUAUUAGUAGCAUACCAUUUUAGCCCAUCGCCUUUGAUCCUACAUUUCAGAAAAAUAGUUAUUCUUCCAAAACUGACAUGACUCCACUCUAAUAAGAGCAGAAUACUGCAGAUGCCAGAGAUCUAAAACAAAAAUAAUGUUUGCUGCCUGGCAGCAAGUGUUUCUCCAGCAUUUUCUGUUUUUAUUUCAUACUUCCAGCAUCCACAGUAUUCUGCUUUGAUUUGAAGAUCUAGUUAUAUCCAGAACCUUGUAUUUUCUGUUGCAAUUUGCAAGUAUGCAGCCCAUGGGUCACAAUGAUGGCAAAUAUUGCUUUCUUAACAUUGAUUUGGAUACAAGAAACAUAUCUGAUAUUGGCUUGUGUAUCUUCUAUUUCAGCACUUUUUAAAAAAAAUUUUGUUAUUCAACCCCUUCUUAAAUGAUCAGUCUCCUUAAUGAUGCUCUCUUUAGUGAAGGAGUCCUACAUCUCUGUCACUUGAUGGUUCUGCCACGAUAGAAGACAGUCGGUGCAACCAUUAUAAAAGUUGUGAUCUUUUUGACAGAUGAGUAAUUUCUCAACAAAUUUAACAGCUCUUUUAUACGUUUGAAAACUAUUGGCUCUUUGAGUUUAAUGUUACUUCACAAGUUUGCUUAUUUAUUGCAGCUCACCUAUUUUUUUUUUUAAAAAUCCAUCUUCAAACUUCUUGUGGAAUGAUUUUGCAUUCCCCACAUACCCCCAAUCCCAUCCCCAUUUCUCAUCUUUUGAACAUGUUUUAAAUCAUUGUGUCUAAUCUGAGGCCUACAGUCUACACUACAACCACCUCAGGAGUCUGUACAGUAAUUGAUUGUAUUGAUCUAUGAAAAUGACUGUAUUAGUUCAAACAAACAUGAAGUUUAAAUGGCUUGCUGUGAUUGUUUAGGAAAAUAAGACACCUUGAAAUGAUUUGCAGUUAAUAAAUGUUUUUUGUCUUUGA